AUGUCCAGAGCGUUUGCAGCGGCUGCGAGCUCUUCCAGCCAUGCAUCCGCCUCAUCUAUAGCGACAGCGGCCCAAAACGUGGCCCAGAACCCGUCGUCCCCCUUCUCCCAACUCCUUCGGAGCUCACGUUUCGCAACAUUCGACCCCAACAUCCGCAAGACGUAUACCGCGCCCAAGCAGUUCGCGCAGCGCGGGUAUUGGGGUCUCAAGCGACCUAUCACCCAGCGGAAGAAGAACUCCUUCAUUACGGUCAAACAAUUCGAGGCUCGUCAGCACUACGUAGAAUGGGACAACGCAGAGGACCAGGUGCGGUUCGUACGCCGAAUGGAAGAGCUCGACGUGGUCGCUGGAGGUCGGGGUGAAUCUGCGUGGUCUCUCAAAAUUGGCGACACCCGUAGGAACUGGGCCAUAGACUCGGAGUUCAGUCCUGUUCCUGUUGAGCACUGGGCACCUUCGUUGGGCGAUGAAUCUUCCGCUUCCGCCACCGAAGACGGCAACUCUGGCGACGCUAUCACCGCCCUCUCCGGUGUCAUAGCUCCCAAUGUCGACGGUGCUUUUGGUCUCGACUCUGUCAUCGAGGGCGCGCUCUCGGAACCCGCGCAAGUGCCAGCAGACGCGUCUGCUGUGGAGGUGUCUGCCGAGACUGAAGGCGAAACUACAGCAGAAACGGCUGCAGAUCUCGACUCUCCCUCCGCGUCGGACUUGGCGGACAACGCACAGACAGAAGCCUCGCCCACUGCGCAGCAGGAGCCGUCGAGGAAUCCAGACAACCGCGUCUACAUCGAGCAUCUCGGCAACAAGGGACCUUCGAAGUACGGGCCCAAAGCCUCCCGGCCACCUUCGUAUCUCGUGCCCAAUAUCCAUGCGAUGACGCCGCAGGAAUUCGCGAGAUACCUCGUUCAGUUGCGCGCGAAGCGUCCUGCCUUCAAGGAGUAUCUGCAGACAGUCGAGGCUCGGGCAGGCCAGCCUCUCGGUAAUGGACAGCGCCGAGCUUUUGACGUCGCUCAGGCCAACGUCGGCGAAUACCAUCAAAGAUUCAUCUCUCAGCAGACCGCGAAGGAGUACCAGACGACCAACAAGAUCGAGCCUCGGCCGCACCGCAACGGGGGACUGAUGUACUCUCACCCUUCGGUGGUGCACUCGUUCUUUCUCUCCAAGCCCAAGCCUGGAUUUGUGAUGCAUGAUGUCAACACCGUCGGUCGAUUCCAAUUGAAGGAUGGGCACUCUGUUGCGGCCUUCGCCGGUGUCGCCGCCCGCAUCAAACCCGGGGCUACCAAUGGACGGGUUGCGCUGAUGCAGGACGGGCAACCGAACCGCGAUCUGUGGCUGAAGUCGGUGACACUGAUGCGGCCCCAGACGACGGAUGCGCUGAUGGUCGAGAAAGUGCCGACCGUCGUUGGCACUGACAUCUCCAAUGGUUUGGAAGACACACAAGUUCGCUUGCACGUCACAGCCCACCCUGGGUACGACAGCCCCCGCCGGAUAAAUCCAUAUUUCCCCGGAACGCGGCCCUACGUCGCCCAGGACGAGCUGAAGACGAAGCAAGAGCAUGCGCUCACCAAAGAGCCUGCCAGUGGCGGUGCUUCCGGUCGCGAGGCUGCACACAUGGCUCGCCGACAAGAUUCGCCCCUCCGCAUCCCCAGUGCACAGCACUUGCUGACGCAGAGCCCUCGCGGAGGAGCUGCACUGGAUCUCGCAGGGAGCGCUGCAACCAUCGACUCAUUACAGAAGCUGCUUGCAACGAAACUAAACGUGCCCCCAGUGUCCGACGACUCGCUGUAG
This is a messenger RNA of Mycena citricolor, 1782 nucleotides long. The record is from the annotation of a GenBank genome assembly. Lineage: Eukaryota; Fungi; Basidiomycota; Agaricomycetes; Agaricales; Mycenaceae.